AUGGGCAUGCUUCCGUUCCUGGACCAGCCGGUCUUGUUGCACUCUGACCGGGAUCCGGGAGAGUGCACCAUGACACCGGAGCAGUGUGCUUAUAAAACGCAGUAUUGGGUGAACUGGUAUCAAGCUGAUCAUCGCUAUGCCCUACCAACUGUGGCCUUUUUCAUGGUUGCGAUUAUUCUUUUCGCAAUUGCCCAUAUAACGCAAAGUAUCACACCUCGGAGAGCGCAGAAGAGCUCGAUAUGGCUGCGGCCUUUGGCGUUUCUUCGGUUCUUGUCUUACAAGAGCUGGCGAGUUGGGAGAUGGAACUCGCAGUCUCUUGGUGUUUUUCUCCUUGGAGCCGCGGGACUGGUAUUUUUCCUUGCGAUGACUCUUGGGCCGCAUCCUUAUUACUGGCCUAACACCAUGACACUCAGCUAUGGUGGAUCUCCGCCUAUCGCCACGCGAUCCGGUUUCAUGGCUCUUGCGUGUAUGCCGUUCCUCGUCAUCCUGGGUGCCAAAACCAACCCGAUCACCUUGUUGACAGGCAUCUCCCAUGAAAAACUUUUCGUUUGGCACAACUGGAUUGCCUGGGCCAUGUUUGUGCUAGCACUGGUCCACACUUUUCCUUUUAUUGUGUACCACAUGUGGAUGGGUGAUAUCAAAGAACAAUGGUAUGAUGGAGGUGUUUGGGUAACGGGAGUGGUUGCUCUGAUCGCUCAAGCUUGGUUGACUUUCAUGUCAAUUCCCUGGAUCCGUAAUCGCUACUACGAAUUUUUCAAAGCCACUCACUUCUUCAUGGCGAUGGUCUUCGUCAUCUUCUUCUUCAUCCACUGCGACUUCCGAAUGUCCUCCUGGGACUACUUCAUCGCCACUGCAGUGCUGUAUUCGCUCUCCUGGUUGUAUGCGCAAUGCCGAACAUGGUUUGAGCAUGGCGUAGGACACAAAGCUCGUCUUGUCCCCGAGUCCGACGAGACAUUGAAAGUGACCAUUGAUACCAAGAUGGAGUGGGGGCCCGGUCAGCACAUUUUCCUGCGGUUCUUGACAUGUGGAAUGCACUCCCUCACGUCCCACCCGUUCACAAUCUGCUCCGUCCCGCAAAGGAACGGUAAGAACCAGUUAGUCUUCUAUAUCAAGCAACAUGGAGGAGUAACGGGUCGCUUGAUGAGCAUGGCCAAAAAGACCCCGGACGUGCAAGUACCAGUCCUUCUAGAUGGUCCAUAUGGUGGAAUUCCAGCUGGCCGUCUCCAGAAUUUCGACAAGUCUCUUAUCGUUGGCGGUGGUGCCGGUGCUGGAUUGACAUUAUCCAUGAUUGAAGAUUUCGUUCGUUUCCCUUCUCCACAGCAGGAUAAGGAGAUGAAGGUUAUUGUUGCCACACGCGAUCCGGGUAUGAGGGCGUGGUACUUGCAAGCUUUGGAGGAUUUGGCGGCGAGACAGUCUCAACAGAAACCCGUCGCUGGAUUAUCAGUUCACAUCCAUGAGACCUUCUCGACACAAUCGACCCAGUCCACCCCGGAUUCUGAUGAGAAGGAGACUAAUGUGGGUGAGAGUGGGAAAAAGCAAGAAGUGCAUUCCAAUGAAUGUAAUCCCUUGACCAGUGAGAUCUUUGGUGUUCAGCUCUUUACUGGCAGACCAGAUCUACCGAGUACCAUCCGACAAAUGGCCAGCCAAGAGGGAACUUCUGUCGGCGUUGUUGUCUGCGGUCCUUCGUCCAUGACACAUGAUGUUGGGACUGCUUCGUCGGAAGUUCAAAGUCACAUUUUGGCUAAGAAGCCUGGUAAUGCGCGGGAACUGUGGCUGCAUAGAGAGAAUUUCUCUUUUUAG
Molecule: messenger RNA, 1800 nt
Organism: Penicillium longicatenatum
Lineage: Eukaryota; Fungi; Ascomycota; Eurotiomycetes; Eurotiales; Aspergillaceae
Exons: 4
Coding region: 1-1800 (599 amino acids)
Biological process (GO): copper ion import; intracellular iron ion homeostasis; iron ion transport
Cellular component (GO): plasma membrane
Molecular function (GO): ferric-chelate reductase activity
Source: RefSeq, a predicted model, not a curated record